Nipponia nippon (crested ibis) is the source of this 960-nucleotide messenger RNA. NCBI's taxonomy places the organism in Eukaryota, Metazoa, Chordata, Aves, Pelecaniformes, Threskiornithidae. The record is from RefSeq and is a predicted model, not a curated record.
UGCCUCCUGCUCACGCCGUCUCUCCUGUCCCAGCGGGAGGUGGAGAUCCUCAUGUUCCUCAGCGCCAUCGUGAUGAUGAAGAACCGACGCUCCAUCACCGUGGAGCAGCACAUCGGGAACAUCUUCAUGUUCAGCAAAGUGGCGAACGCCAUCCUCUUCUUCCGCCUCGACAUCCGCAUGGGCCUGCUCUACCUCACACUCUGCAUAGUCUUCCUGAUGACCUGCAAGCCCCCCCUCUACAUGGGCCCCGAGUACAUCAAGUACUUCAGCGACAAGACCAUAGAUGAGGAGCUGGAGCGGGACAAGCGGGUGACCUGGAUCGUCGAGUUCUUCGCCAACUGGUCCAGCGAGUGCCAGUCCUUCGCCCCCAUCUUCGCCGACCUCUCUCUCAAGUACAACUGCUCGGGGCUGCACUUCGGGAAGGUGGACGUUGGCCGGUACACGGAUGUCAGCACCAGGUACAAGGUCAGCACCUCACCCCUCACCAAGCAGCUGCCCACCCUCAUCCUCUUCCAGGGCGGGACGGAGACCAUGCGCCGGCCGCAGAUCGACAAGAAGGGCCGGGCCGUGUCCUGGACCUUCUCCGAGGAGAACGUGAUCCGGGAGUUCAACCUCAACGAGCUCUACCAGAGGGCCAAGAAGCAGGCGAAGCCGCGGGAGGAGGGGCCUGAGGAGCCCCCCGCGCACCCCGACGGGGAGCUCAAGAAGGAGAACAAGAGCUGACGGGUGUUCGGGCGCAACGCGGCGGCGGUGAGCGAGGCCCUGCGCGGGGCCGUGGCCCACCUCCCCGUGGACAUCAACCCCCGGCAGCCGCGCAGGAACAGCUUCGAGGUGUCCCUGGUGAAGGAGGACGGCAGCACCGUGGAGCUGUGGAGCGGCAUUGGGAAGGGGCCCCCCCGCAAGCUGAAGUUCCCCCAGCCGGAGGCCGUGGUGGAAGCCCUGAAGAGCAGCUUGGCGUAG